CCAAGAUCGCCCUGACGGACCUCCGUAGCCAUUUUGGCUCAAGCCAUUUGGUUCAAUUCAUCGGUUCAAGCAUUGUGGCCCAGACAAGACCGUCGUGGGUCGCGACGGGACGCCACGGCGAUGGAUCCAAAGGUUCAGCCCUUCAGUCCCUCGACCGGUGCACUUCUCACCGUAGACCCGGCAUUCACCAAAGCUCUCAAAUAUUUCCCAUGGCUGAAGGCUGUCAUGUGGGUGCAGUGGGUCGCCUUCACAUUGUACUUGUUUACGUUGCCCCUUUUGUCAGAUGCGAUGAACAACGGUGUUCGUUUAGGUGGCAUUCAAAUAAUUGACCCAAUGUGGCCGAAGUUAUGCAAAACACCUGCAGAUCAGAUUCACUGCGGAUCCCUGCAGAAUUAUACAGAGAUUGCUGUUGCGCUCGGGAGGCAGGUCGAUGGGCAGUACGUGGGGUGCGGAUGUGGCGAGGGCGUUCUGGGUGACAAUGCGUGCAUGGUCAACAUUCCGCAGAACUACCUUGCCGGGAAGCCGGACGGUUUCAGCGUCAGCUACUACAUCGGGACAGGACCCGGUACGGGGAGCAUGGCCGCCUUGAGCAGCCUUCCGAUCCUGGGAAUGUGGGGAUACGGUCUUGGCAGCUACGAUCAGUGGCUGCCCAAUGCAGGCCCGUGUUUCGGGUGGUAUCUCGGGAGAGCGGUGGCGGCAACGCUGACGACGUUCCAACUUGCAUAUGGCGGGUUUCUGAUGUGUACAUUUUGUGUUUACCCGACUAUGCAUUUUGCGUUCGUGGGCACCUUCAUUGCGUCCUUGGCUUUGCACUUUGUGCUGAUCGCCGUGAUCAUCUGCUAUUCUCGCAGUAAGACCGCGAUGGACAGCAGGCUCUCGCUCGCGAUCAUGGUCAUAACCGUGCUGGGAUCUUCGCUCAUGGUGAUUGGAACCUUGUGGCCAACGAGUCCGUCUUGGAUGGGGCAGCACGCCUUUUGGCUGGCCGAAUGCGUGGGACUUUCGACUGGCUCCCUGAUCGGGCCGCUGGUCUUCACGUAUGGGAGCACCGACGAGAGCACCACUGCCGACGAUGCGCUCCUCCAUUCCGAGUCCUAGCUGAUGCGGGCAGCUGGCGGAAGCCGCGGUGGUGUGACGAGGCGUUCUCGGUGCAGCGCUCCCGUGAGUUCAGCGGACUCGCAAGGGAGGAGCGCCAGUCGAGCAAGCUUGUCGGUUGCCAGGCAUUGUGUAGGGCAUGGGUGAACAAAUGGUCUAACAGCCAGGCAGCACAACAUUUACACAUGAACGGCAUUGGAACUUGUUGAUAUCCUGUUCUCUCCCUCUGCGUUUAGGCCAGCGCGCCGCCUUUUCCGCUGGGGCGGAGCCUCGCGGUGGAGCCUUGGCGAGAGCGAAGCUGCUUUCCCCCCCCCCCCCCCAAAAAAAAAAAAGAUCGCCCUGACGGACCAAGACUUUCUCAGAGGGCUCCAGACAGCCCAGGUGGCCCCCAAGUCGGC
Molecule: messenger RNA, 1490 nt
Organism: Prorocentrum cordatum
Lineage: Eukaryota; Dinophyceae; Prorocentrales; Prorocentraceae
Source: the annotation of a GenBank genome assembly